GGUUGAUGUUCUGAAACAAGGAGAAAAAUUUGAACUUAUAUUCUACAACAAUCAAAGUGAUAAAAGAACUAUCCCACUCAACCGUCGACAUGUUUGCCACAGUCUCUUCUUUUUCUUGAGAGUACUUACUGCAUUAAUAACUAAUAUUUUGAAAUCUAGAUAUUGACAGUAACGAAAAAAUGAUUAAAGUAUGUUUUGUAGUUGAGAAACGAUUGAACUUUAUCACAGUUUUUUAAAACAUAAAUGUGAGCAAUUUAUCAGACGUGAAGAAUCUGUCAUCAUUCCAAUCAAGUGGUCGUCCAGUUUGUUAAAAAAAGAUCAGGACUAGUACCACAUCCAAGUGCUCGUCCAGUUUGUGAAAAUAUAGACAUUUCACCAUCAUCAGCCUUGAAGAAUCCGUCAUCAUUCCGCUCAAUUGUAUUAAACUUUGUCUUGAUGCCUUUAAAGUAUCUUAAGCAAAGAGUCAUACACUCCUUGGCAAUAUAACAUUCUGCCAUUGAGCCUUCUGGACAUUCCAUAUUACGAAUAAAUUUCUUUAAUUGAUAUAGCAUCCUCUCACUAGAAUACAUCCAUCUGUAUUGAGGAGGUCCAGAUAUUUUAGCCUCACUAGCCAAGUGCACAAGCAAAUGCACCAUCACAUCGAAAAAUGAAGGAGAGAAUAUUUUUUCUAACUUGCACAAAGUCAAAGCAAUAUGUGAUUCAACUUGCUCUAGCUCAUCAACCCUUAAUGUCUUCGCACAUAUACUUUUAAAGAACAAUGAAAACUCAACAACAGGCUCAUAAACAUAGCUACGAAGGUGCCCACGUAUUUCAAGAGGAAUAAGAUGUUUGUUGUAGAAGAACAUGGCAAUCAUGACUUUUUAACCCUGAAAUUUCAUGAUCCUUCAUGUUCACAGAUUGAGAUAUAUUAGAAGAAAAUCGAUCUCGAACUCUCAAUUGCUUUAGAAAUAAGAAAAGUAAGUGUUUCUCUUUCUUAGACAGUGUGUAAGAUGCUGCACGCAAAUCCAGUUUAUCUCCUUUGCGAAUGGGGUGCAACUCUGGUCUAAUUUUCAUAAUCUCCAAGUCAAGGCGUGAUUGAGCAUGGUCUUUUCUUUUACACCGGAUAUUCAUAAUCGUUCCAAGAACAUUUUCACAUGUAUUCUUCUCAAUGUGCAUCACGUCUAAAUUGUUCUGCAAUAAGAGAGUACUCCAAUACGGCAGCUUAAAAAAGACACUUUUCUUGUUCCAAUUAUCACCUCAUUUCUUUUGUGAAAUUUUCACCUUUUGCUACUAUCUUUUGUUAGAGGUAUUCCUGCAAGGUCAUUCACCUGUAAGUGUACCUCAGUUCCUGAAAGUGAAGGUGACAUUGGCUGUGAUCUUAUCUCUUUUGUCCCAUCAAAUGAUCUUUUAUCAUUCCUCCAUUUGUGGUUUUUCGGAAGAAAACACUGGUGACACAUAUAACAUUGGUUCUUGCAAAUAGUUAAUUGCAUAGAACAAGAACUCUUAUUGCAAUAUGGGAAUGCCAUUUUACCCAUUGUGCUCCAGCCAGAUAGGUUUUCGUAUGCACGGAAGUCAUUAAUAGUCCACAACAAUGAUGCAUGUAACUUGAAGUUCUGAUGGCUUGAUGCAUCAAAAGUGUCUACACCUACUUCCCACAACCCCUUCAAUUCUUCUAUUAAGGGACUGAGAUAGACGUCGAUUGCAUCUCAUGGGCCAUCAGGACCAGGUAUGAGCAUGGAAAGAAUAAAAUUAGAUUCUUUCACACACAUCCAAGGAGGCAGAUUGUAAGGAAUGAGUAUUACUGGCCAAAUGCUAUAUGGUGUUUUUGAAUGAUUAAAUGGUUGGAAACGGUCACUUGCCAAAUAUGGGGUUUAUUACAUGCUCGAGUUUGGAUUCUGAUGAUGUUUGGGGUUUGUUUCCGUCUUUUCUGGCUACUGUCAAAAUGCCGUCUUUCUGCUUCUCACCUAUGCCGUUGGGGGUCGCCGGGGCUCGACGGGGGUGGGGGUUGAAAACGGAUUACGGGAUGGCAGCUUCUUCACUCCGCCUUGGGUUUGGGUUCCUCCAAUUUUCUGGCCACCGGACCGUCUGGUGGUUGCCGGAAUCAGAUGGGGUGGUUGGGGCGGGUGAAAGGGGAGGGUUGGGCUUGGUGAGCGGGCUUGACUCUGGAGUGCGGCGCUGACCAGUAGCGAUGCUAGGCUUUGGGAAUAUGGGCUGACCCGAGAACCUUCAAAACCCUAGCCCGCUAGGUGUGCUGGAGAGCUUAGUUCGGUCCGUAGCUGAUGUGCUUCGGUUUCGGGCUGGAUUGCUGGGCAUUUCUUCCGACUUUAGUUUCUGGGCCGCGGAUCCUGAAGGUUAUUUGCUGAUGCUGAAGGGAUUUAUGGGCCUUCACUGGUCCAGCAACCUGCAAGCUGGGUUUAAUUGUUUUGCUGGACUUUCUGCAGGGAUGGGCCUUAAUUGGCCCGGAACUGGUUGGUGACUUUUUGAUGCGUGUCGGGGCUUGUCCUAUGCCGCUUUGGUGAUGUUCCAUUAAACUCUCUCCCCCGCCCACCUCCUCACGGGGUGGGGUGGGAGUUAUAAUGGUUAGAUACUAUUUUAGUUAGAUUAGCUAGUUUUUAUAGUUUUGAUACAUUGUAUAAUGUUAUUUUUGGAUGUUUUUAAUAUAAUUACCUUUCAUAAAAAAAUGGAAAUCUUUGGGUAUCAAUAAAAUCAGCAAUUGGAUGGC
Molecule: messenger RNA, 2701 nt
Organism: Cuscuta europaea
Lineage: Eukaryota; Viridiplantae; Streptophyta; Magnoliopsida; Solanales; Convolvulaceae
Source: the annotation of a GenBank genome assembly